AUGAAAGAAAAUUCAAUUAGUUAUGAUGAAUUUGAUGAUACUACAGAUAUUUUAAUAAAUAGUGAUGAUAAAUCUGAUAUUUUAAAAGAUACUAUGGCAACUGAUAUAUUAGAAGAACAGUUUUCUGAAGAAGCAAUAGCAACAGAUAUACUAAAAGAAAUGUCUUCUGACUUUGAGG
Molecule: messenger RNA, 178 nt
Organism: Racocetra fulgida
Lineage: Eukaryota; Fungi; Glomeromycota; Glomeromycetes; Diversisporales; Gigasporaceae
Source: the annotation of a GenBank genome assembly